Messenger RNA from Plasmodium relictum, 2304 nucleotides. Its product is annotated as HD superfamily phosphohydrolase protein, putative. The transcript has a single exon. Lineage: Eukaryota; Apicomplexa; Aconoidasida; Haemosporida; Plasmodiidae. Gene Ontology annotation, cellular component: nucleus. The coding region runs from base 1 to 2304 and encodes 767 amino acids. The record is from RefSeq and is a predicted model, not a curated record. Gene Ontology annotation, molecular function: dGTPase activity. Gene Ontology annotation, biological process: dGTP catabolic process.
AUGGAUAUGAAAUUUGAAAUUAAUCAUAUAAAAAAAAAUUCCUGUGCGGAAUUCAUUUUACAAAAUAUAUCAGUGGAAAAUAAAAAUAAAAUAUUACAAUUUUUAAAAUUAAAAAAUAUAAAAACAAUAUAUGAUUUAAUAAUUACAGUGACUUUUUUUAAAUUUACAAAUUACGAUGAAAGUUCCUUUGAAAAAGCCGAUAUAAAUAAUAAAUUAAAUAUAAAAGUUAACACUUAUAAAAAAAUCUUCCAGAUUAAUAAUAAUAUCAAUAAUAAAUUAAAAAAAGAAAAUGAUAACAAACUAAACUCUUACGAUGAUAAUAUAUAUGAUAUAAAAAAUAAAAUGAGUAACGGGGAUUCUAAUAAUUAUAGUGAUUUACAGGAAAAGUUAAAUAACAAUCAUGUAUCUAAAGACAUAAUUGAAAAUAACAGAAUAAUGAAUUUGGGGCAAAGAAACGAUAUAGAGAUAAAAGAGAUGAAUGAGUGUUAUGAAAAAAUAAGAGAAGAAAAUAAAAGUUAUAGUAAUAUUACAUAUGCCUAUUUCGAUAUAUUCAUAAACUUAGAUGCUAUAAGUUUAUUUCCUAUUACAAAUAACAAUAAAGAAAAACUAAUAAAUUAUAUAUAUAGCAUUAUUGAAACAAAUGAUAUUUCACUAAUGUGCAUUUAUUUAAAUUUGGGACAUUUGUUGGAAAAAUUUGAAUUAUUUAAUAUAAAAAGUAUAGAAUCAUUAAAACAAGUAAUAGAAUCAAGAAAAUUUGAGUUCAUAAAAAACGAAAUGAACAUUUCAUAUUAUGAAUUUAUUAUGAUUGUUAAUUUUAUAACAAGAAUAAAAAAAAAAAGAAUUUUUUGUAACAAUAUUUUUAAUCAGCACAACAAAAAUAAUUAUAAUAUUAAUAAAAGAAACUAUAAAACUAUAUGUGAUAAAAUUCAUCAAUUUAUUGAAUUUGAUAAAUGGACUUUUAAAAAUAUUAUAGAUAAUCCAUUUUUUCAAAGAUUAAGAAAUUUAUCUCAACUUGGAGCUUGUCAAUAUGUGUAUCCGGGAGCUACACAUACUAGAUUUGAACAUAGUUUAGGAGUUGGGUUUUUAUCAGGAAAAUAUUUUACGCACUUAUGUAACCGAUCAAAUUUGUCUCCACAUCAUGGAGAAUUAAAUAGAAUGCUUCGUUGUGUACAAAUUGCUGGAUUAUGCCACGAUUUAGGUCAUGGCCCAUUUAGUCAUACUUUUGAAAGUUAUUUCAUUAAUUACAAAAAAAGAGACACAGAACAUAAAUGGGACCAUGCUGCUAUGUCUCAAAAAAUUGCUGAACACAUUAUUGAAAAUUUAAUAGAUCAAGAUGAAGUAUUAGAUGCUAGUGAUGUAAAAAUAAUAAAGAAAUUAAUAGUAGGGCCACAAUAUUACAAAAAAUUUUUAGGCCUAGAUCCUAUAGACUCUUUAAUAGAGGCUUCAUAUGAUAUUAUAUGUAAUAAUAGAAAUGGUUUAGAUACUGAUAAAUUCGAUUACUUACAGAGAGAUUCAACAAUUGCUCCACCCAAUGGAACUCUUCCAUCAUUAAAUUGUAGCCGUUUAAUAUGUCAAAGUGCAGCUAUUAAUGGUUGUAUAACAUAUAAUGUUAAAGAAAUUCACCCAGUUUGGACGGUUUACAUGAACAGAUUUUCUUUAUUUAAACAAGUAUACACUCAUAGAAAAGUUAGAGCUAUGGAAUUUAUGUUAUGUGAUGGAUUUCGUUUAGCUGAUGAUAUCUUUAGAUGGUCCCAAUGUUUAGAUGAUUUGGAUUCAUUUCUUAAUUUAACAGAUUCUUCAAUAAUACAUGAUAUUAAAAAAAUGGAGAAAACAUUUAAAUACGAUGAAAAUGUUAAAAAUUCCUUAAAUCUAAUUAAUUCUGUUAUAUACGAUAGAAAUUCAGAUUAUGUAUAUAAAUACAUUUCAGAAAUUAAUAUAACGGAACCAGAAUUAAUUCAAUAUUUAAAAAAAGUAACAACCGAAGAAAAAAUUGCUCGCUACUCCCAUGGAUUGAACCCCGAUGAUAUAAUCAUUGAUUGGAAUUAUUUGAAUUAUGGAAUGGGGGCAAAUGAUCCUCUUGAUUAUGUUUAUUUUUAUAGUUCAGAUAAUGAAGAAGAAGCAUUUAUAGCACAUAAGGAAUAUAGGGGAACGCAUCCAAGAUAUUUUGAGGAAUGUAACGUAAGAUUGUACUGUAAAAAUAAAAAAGUAGCUCAUUUAGCUAAGGAAGCUCAUCUAAAGUUUAUAUCUAAUGAAGUUUUUUCAAAAGCCUCUCCUUUUCAUAGAAAAAAAGAUAAAUUUAAAUAA